UUGCUGUAUACUGUGACGUUCUAAAUGUGGGGGCGGUAACUUGAUAGCUAGCAAUCUAGUUAGCUCCUGUCUGACUUGUUUUCAAUUUAUUAAGAUGUAUAAUGUAUUAUUCUGUGUGAGUGGGUUGCUAAUUGCAAACAAUGCGGAUGAAUCGCCUAACUUUACUCAUCAAGCUAACUAACCAUGCGAUAGUGUGUACGCUAGGCUAGACAAUGUAGUUCGAACGUUAUGUUUGUUGCUCUAUCUGGCAGUGGCUACUGUGUACGCUAGUACUGUUAGUUGAGCUAAAACGCAUCUACAGUAGUUAGCAAUACGUGAUUAAUAGUCUUGUAGGCUAUGUCAGGAUGCAGUUGAUGCAGUUUCGGAUAAUAUUUAGUCCUUGUGCAAGCAGCUGUAGACAGCUUGCAAAUAUUACCCAUUUAAGUGCCUUAUAAUUCUGUCUUACAAAAUGAGUCCAGUCAAAGGUGACUAUCAGGAAAUAAGACCCGUGUCUUUGCGUCUUUUAGAAGAGAAUGUCACCUCCAGUCUAUACUGUGGGACUGUCAAGGGGAUGGAAGAUCAAGUUUUACUGGAAGCCUUCUUGGUAGAAGUCUACCGCUGUCGAGUGUGUCAGUUCAGUACUGGUCUGAAAGCCAAUAUCAACGCACACUUUUUGAAUGGACAUGAAUUGGGAGCCUCCAGUUGCACCGUUCUCUCAUGUAUGAAAAAGGAUGAAGGGGACAGUCUUCGUAUGGACGUUGGAAUAGGGGUUGACGGAGAGGACAGUGAGAUUGAUCAAAAUGGCUCUCCCUUCAAUUUAGAAGAUGAUUUGCAUCCUUCUUCCAAGGAUGGUGACAACCAUAUUAAUCAUAUGGGAUUGGAUCGCAUUUCUUUUCUCCUGCCAAUGUAUGACAUGCUGCCCAACAUAAGCCCACGGUCAUGUGAUAUGGGACUUGACUCCAACUCAGAUGGAAGCCUACAUGUUGCACAGACUUGUGAGGUUAGCACUCUGUUUGUUGAGGAACAACAGGAUAAGGAUGAAGAUGACAAGGACUGCAUGUUUGAAUUGGAGGCCAAUGCCUCAGUCAAUCUGUCCUGUCCAAUGGGCUCGGUAGUGAAUGACACCGGGAACCAGGAUGAGGAAAUGGCCCAGUCGGCUCACUUAAUGACCCUAGGACUGUGUCGUAUCUCUACAGCCAAGACCCUUCCAAGCCAAGCAGAGACCCUAAACACAAAGCUGUCCUCAAUCCCAGUCUGUCAAAAGAGCUCCACUCAGGAUGAUAAGAUUCCUAAGAAGCCCCCUCUACAGCAUCUGCUCCCCAAGCAGUGGAGGUCAGGCAGGGGGAAACCACUUUCAUGCAUUUUUUGCAAUGCAAGACUGACCUCCAAACGUUUGAUUAAGGUCCAUCAGAAAUCCCCUAAAGGAGACAAGGGUUUCAAGUGUCUGUGGUGUAGGUGGAGGGUGAGCAGGUGGAGGGAGAUGGAGCUCCACCGGAGGGGUCAUGGGAGGAGGAGAUGGUGGGAGAGCCGUUCCAGGCCCUACAGUUGCCAGAUCUGUUCCCAGACAUUCCGAAGCAUUCAAUCCCUUGAUGCCCACAAACAAAAGCACAGUCAAGGAUGCUUCAUGUGCCUGCAUUGUGACUACAGUGGUAGGUCCUGGGGAAGGCUACACAAACACAUUGUCUUAAAGCAUAAGAGCAUCGUGGACAAUAAGAUGGAUGUCUCAGAUGAAUGUAACUCAAAGACCUACACGCAACGUGAAAUCACUUAUCUUGAGGACCUGGCUGAAGGGGCUAAGUCUGAGAAGUCUUCUCACUUAAGAAAAACUAAGAUGAAGCUGACCAGGGGAAAGAAGAAUGCAGAGGGGGAAGAAAAGAAUAUGCAACGAAAAGAAAAACAGUCAACAAAGAGUAAAGAGUUUUGCUGUGCCCUCUGUGAUAGGACGUUCUCCACAAAGCUUACGAUGCGUCGCCACAUGGGAAUCCAUCAGGGCUACAAACCAUUCGAGUGCCCACACUGCCAGUACAGUACCCGCCUCAAGGCCUCCCUGGUACAACACCUACGAGUUCAUACAGGAGAGAAGCCCUACAAAUGCCCCCAGUGUCCGUAUGCUUCCAUUGAUAGCAGUUCUCUACUCAGGCACUCUCGAACACAUACUCAGGAGAAGCCCUACCACUGCCAGUACUGCCCUUACAGCAGCAUUCAGAAGAAAAGCUUGGACCUGCAUGCCCGUCGUCAUCACACGGGCCAGUCUUUCCCCUGCCACCUGUGCCAGUACUCCAGCCCAGACCGACAACUACUUGUACGCCACCUGCGCAAGUACCACACUACAGAGCAACCCCCCAGUACUGGAACAGCAGUCACCUGAAGGUGCCUUGAUCUGGCAUCUUACUAAACAAGAUUAUUGCUACGUGAAAUGAAUGACUUUCUUACUUAAGACUUUUUCAGACCUU
Messenger RNA from Hypomesus transpacificus, 2432 nucleotides. RefSeq names its product zinc finger protein 182. The record is from RefSeq and is a predicted model, not a curated record. NCBI's taxonomy places the organism in Eukaryota, Metazoa, Chordata, Actinopteri, Osmeriformes, Osmeridae. The transcript has 7 exons. The coding region runs from base 449 to 2347 and encodes 632 amino acids.